Messenger RNA from Effrenium voratum, 1034 nucleotides. NCBI's taxonomy places the organism in Eukaryota, Dinophyceae, Suessiales, Symbiodiniaceae. The record is from the annotation of a GenBank genome assembly.
GUGUUCAAGAGCCCGAGCAUCAUGCCCUGCCUUAAUGCGCUGAAUACAGAGCUCCUCGUGCGGGUGCUGGAUUUGGCAUCAGAUGUGUCGGUGCUGGAGCUUGAGGUCGCAUCGCCAAGCUUGACGAGGGCAGUGGAGGAAUGCAGGCGAGGCAGCCCACUUGGUGAAGGUGCUUGGCGACAUCCACCUGGGAAAUGGGAGGUCUGCGGACUCUGGAGAUUUCUUUCCUUGGGCGACUUGAAGAAGAUUCCAUCCGUCACUCUCAGCUGCGAAGUAGAAUUCCAGAAUGUCACAGAGGCCCUUGCUUUCUUCAAGGCUGCGAAGCACCUUGCAGCUGACACCAUCGAUGGCCAGGUGACCUUCAACACAUGUUCCUUCUCGGGCGAGGAUGUAGCGGAGCUCUACACUGCAGUUGCAAAUCCUGACGUGGACCACUUCGCCGGUGAGGCAGUCUGGUGUUCAGCAGUAGAAACAUUUGCCAUUGCUGCCCAUGCGGACGACCGCUUCGAAUUCCCUUGGCUGAACAUCCACCUGGAUUAUUUGACGGAGGAAAAGUUGCCUAAGCGAACUGCACUAAUCGUCAACAGCCUCCUGUUGCCAGGGCUGAGGCUGCUCGCUGAGUACGAGGACAAAGUUUUCGCAGAUCACGCCCUUGACAGACAGUCUCCUUUGACGGAGGUGGUGCUGACAGGCGGGUCCCUUCCAAUGUUUUUUGGUCUGAAGGAGUUGACGGCUGAGGAUCCGGCAUCUGAAUAGGGCCUCCAGCCCCCGGCGGUUGGUCGAAGCACAGACAGCAACAAAAACUGCUGCUAGGCCCAGUGCCAAAAUUUGAGCGCAAAUGGCACCUCAAGACAUCCAAGACAACUGGCACAUGCUUAACAUUCCAAAACAAGGAUGCACAUAUGUACUGACAGUUUUCUCUCCGACACACCCAGUUCAACCCCAUCUGGGUUUGGGGUGCCACUGGCAUUUGCUGCAAGGGCCCUACCUUGCAUACCUUGCAGAACUGGGUGCGGCGAUGGCGCAGAGCGAUA